Messenger RNA from Tarenaya hassleriana, 979 nucleotides. Its product is annotated as inactive protein RESTRICTED TEV MOVEMENT 2-like. NCBI's taxonomy places the organism in Eukaryota, Viridiplantae, Streptophyta, Magnoliopsida, Brassicales, Cleomaceae. The record is from RefSeq and is a predicted model, not a curated record. The coding region runs from base 94 to 861 and encodes 255 amino acids. The transcript is spliced from 2 exons.
AAUUCGGUGAAGAAGUUCAUCAACCCAAGAUCUUGAAUUCAGACCCAAAAAAAAAAACAGAAGCAAACAAAGUGUUUUGUACUUGGAAGAUCGAUGGAGAAGAAAGUCGGUGUCGCGAAUGACCGCACCUAUGACGAAUUCGACCCUAUAGCGCGAUGGACAUCAGAGCCCGGAUUCGAAACUCUCACGGUUUAUCUUCCGGGGUUUAGGAAAGAACAGCUUAAGGUGCAAGUAACCACGACAAGGAAGCUGAGAGUGAUGGGAGAGAGACCUGCAGGAGGCAACAAAUGGAUCCGUUUUUGGAAGGAGUUUCCGAUUCAAGCGAACCUCGACGUGGACGCAAUCUCCGCCAAGUUUGAAGACGUAAAUCUCGUCGUGAAGCUCCCGAAACCCGAGCCAAAGGGCAAGCAAUCGCCUUCUAGCGACGGAGAUGCAAAGCCUCCAGUUCACCAAGCGGGUCUCAAGCCGUCAGUACAGGAGCUACCUAAACCUGCAGAGAAGAACGAAAAGGUUCAAGAGCGGCCGGAACCUGCUAUAGAGAGUCAGAAUGUGAAAGAAUCUCCAAUGGAGGAACCGGGUCGGAAAGAAGAAACUUCUACGGGAGCAGAGAAGGUUCAUCCACCGAAACCCGCGACAGAAAAACGAUCCGAGAAGGAAGAAGCUUCAAGUGAUACCGGGAAGAUUAAGGAGAAAGACGAGGUUAAGGGUCCUCCUUGUCGCAAGGUAGGAGGAUACAAGAACGUUGUCAGCGGAUAUCUGAGAGAGAUGAGGAACAACAAGAGAGCGAUGUCGGCCGGUCUGGUCGUUAUCGCUUCAAUGGUAGUGUUUUCCCUUGGGAUCUAUGCUGGCAAAAGGCUUUAACUGUUCCUUUGGAGGCUGAAACAUGUACUAAAAUGUUCUUGUUUAUGCAUGAUGUAAACUCUAUAUAUGUUUAUAUUUCUAUGUAACAAUAAUAAAAAUAUUUGGCAAUUUCAUAUAA